This is a messenger RNA of Mycena citricolor, 1162 nucleotides long. The record is from the annotation of a GenBank genome assembly. Lineage: Eukaryota; Fungi; Basidiomycota; Agaricomycetes; Agaricales; Mycenaceae.
AUGCUGCUGCGCUGUGCACUGCGCUUCGUCCUUGCGUCGUCAGCUGCAGUUUACGCCACUGCACAGACCGCUUUCGCCACCAUCGACGAUAAGAUCCAGGCCGACCCGACCAAAGCCUUCAAUGGGACAUGGCACGACGACUCGCAGUUUCCACAGGCUCCCCCCAUCUCUUUUACGCUCGUUUUCAACGGCACAGGGAUAGACGUCUUCUUCAUCCUCGCAAAUACCGUCCCUUUCCCCAACACCAUCACCAACACCAAUCUCAUCUUUACGCUCGACGGUCUCCCGAGCGGGACCUUCUCGCACAGUCCGAGUCUGUCCACGGAUUUCCAAUACAACGUGUCGGUGUACAGCGUCUCAGGGCUCCCGCAGGCCACGCAUCAGCUGGUCGUGGCGUCGAACAAUCAGACUGCAGGGUCUCUGAUGCUGUUUGACUACGCCCGCUACACGUACGACGUCGACGCGAGCGCUGCACCGAAUUCGUCCCAGCAGACGGCCUCCGCGAAGUCGAAGCCCCGCCAGAGCAGUGCGAUUGCAGCCGGGAUAUCAGUCCCCGUGCUCGUCCUCGCGGUCGGCGGGGGAUGUAUUUAUAGCUACCUGGCCCGCAAAAGGCGGAGCGGAGGCAGCCCCGCCUGGUCCAGUAGGCUCGGGAGAAGCCGCGACGAAGUGGGGAACACGACUGUGACAGAUGAGGAAUCAAUGAUCCAGGGCCACGGCUCUGCGCCGCUCUCCCUCCCUGGCGGGAUGUCUGAUGAGAUCCGUCAGCAGCACCAGCAAGACGGGUCCGAUACGAUCUCGAUCCCACCACCCGCUUAUGAGGGCCACGAAGCCGCGAAUCGAGAGCGGCUGGAUAGUCCUAGGGCUGUCGGUCGAGCCUACGAGCCUCGGAGGCAGCUCCCCAGAAUUCCGUCCUGAUAGGCGGAAGCUCGACAGCUGCGGCGUGGUUCUUGGCGCUCAGGUCGGUCGAUCUCGCUGUGUCCUAAUGGCGUGGACCUCUCUCUCCAUUCCGUAGACGUAAAAUUCUGUCCGCCGACCUUGUCCUCAAUUGUAACGAAUCAGUCUAUGCCUGUCUCUUAUUACACUAUGUAUUCAACUCUUUGGCCAUCGGGCUCGCAGUUCUUUGAACAAAUGUAUCAAAUAAUAUCAACAAGAUAAAAUCUUG